AGUUUAGGUCGCGCCAUACACAUCGUCAGUUCGUCGUCGUGCCGGAAUGGUGUAGCAUAUAUCCCUCGAAAAAGAAAGCAAAGUAUCUAUUAUACAACCAUCUAUCGGAUCGCCAUCGCACCUACCAGUGUGUGCAUUUUUCGCCGGAUCGAAAGCCUUUACUGUGCGGAAUUGAAAAUCUAGUUAUCCUAGUUGGUCCCCGUAAUCCGUAACAACCCACUUAAGGUCAAGAUGAGCAUAUUCUCCGCUGUCGAAGUUGGACCCCCCGUGGAAGUGUUUGCGCUGAACCAGGCCUGCUUGAAGGAUCCCAACCCGAAUAAGGUCAACCUGGGAGUCGGAGCCUACCGUACAAACGAGGGCAAACCCUGGAUCCUUCCGGUCGUCAAAAAAGCCGAAGCGGCCAUCGUGGCCGAUGGUAGCCUCAACCACGAGUACCUCCCGGUGCUGGGAAUGGAUAGUGUGACCAACGCCGCCACCACCCUUCUACUCGGUGACGACUCCGAAGCCAUCAAGAGCAAACGUGCCUUCGGUGUCCAGUGCCUGUCGGGAACGGGAGCCCUGCGGGUCGGUGCCGAGUUCCUGUGUCGCAUCCUGAAGCGAACCACGUUCUACUACUCGUCGCCCACGUGGGAAAAUCACCACAAGGUGUUCGUGUACGCCGGAUUUGCCGAACCGCGCACCUAUCGCUACUGGCACCAGGACCGGCGCGGAAUCGACUUCGAGGGCAUGAUCGAAGAUCUGAAGGGGGCCCCCGAAGGUGCGGUCAUCAUUUUGCACGCUUGUGCGCACAAUCCCACCGGUGUGGAUCCCACGCAGGACCAGUGGAAGCAGAUUGCCGAUGUUUGCGAGGAGAAGAAGCUGUUCCCAUUCUUCGAUUCGGCUUAUCAGGGAUUCGCCAGCGGUGAUCCAAACAAGGAUGCCUUUGCCGUGCGCUACUUUGUGGAGCGGGGAUUCGAGUUGUUGUGCGCGCAGAGCUUCGCCAAGAACUUCGGGUUGUACAAUGAACGUAUUGGCAACCUGACCAUCGUACAGAAGGACGAGUCCACCAAGGCGGCCGUUGCCUCGCAGAUCACGCUGCUGAUCCGUGGAAUGUACUCGAACCCACCGGCGUUCGGUAGCCGCAUCGUGAACUUGGUGCUGAACGAUGCCACCUUGAGGGCCGAAUGGAUGGAAUGCAUCCAGACGAUGAGUUCGCGAAUUAUCACCAUGCGGAAGGCACUCUACGACGAAUUGGUGGCCCUGAAGACCCCCGGAACUUGGGAACACAUCACCCAGCAGAUCGGAAUGUUUUCGUACACUGGACUCAAUGAGAAACAGGUGGACAUCCUCAUCAAGGAGUUCAGCAUCUACCUGCUGAAGACCGGCCGAAUCAGCAUGUGCGGCUUGACCGAGAACAACGUUAAAUACGUGGCGAAGGCGAUCCAUGAGGCGGUUACGCGCGCGUCUUCCAAAAUCUAGAUUUAAGAGCAUCGCUAGCACCCUCUUAUAGCAAGUCUAUUGUUCGUAGAACGAUUGUUUGUUGUUUCCUUAUCAAUUGUGUGUGAUUGUGCGCGCCAUCUGCAAAAAAGGGCAGCGCUUGUUCGAUUCUAGAUACACGUUUUCGUCCCCCAAAUCCUUCAGGUCUAGCUUGAGGCACGGGACACCAAAAGCAUUUAUUUCGUUAUUAUUCAGUGCAAUCGGUUCGAAAAAAUAUUACAUUUUGCAAUCAAGUUUACACCAAUAUACUCAAGUCCUCCACUAGAAAGCCCGCAACCGGAAGUGACCAAACAAAUCCAUAAGCAAAGCAUGUACAAAUUUUUCUAUAAAUUCUGGAAGAUUAACAAACAACGGUAGCAUUGACAUUUUGAUAAUCAAAGUUUUUCUACGCAGCGAAAAUAAGAAAAAAAAAAUCAAACUAUUACACGGCAUCGAUAUGUAUUCCAGCAUUUACGUAAUGGCACUAGAAUGAGCAUUUAGAUAAAGCAAAUAUAUACGGUGGUUAUUAAUCAAAAAUAAAACAGCUCAAAGAGAUUA
Aedes aegypti (yellow fever mosquito) is the source of this 2013-nucleotide messenger RNA. RefSeq names its product aspartate aminotransferase, cytoplasmic (gene Got1). The coding region runs from base 232 to 1458 and encodes 408 amino acids. NCBI's taxonomy places the organism in Eukaryota, Metazoa, Arthropoda, Insecta, Diptera, Culicidae. Gene Ontology annotation, biological process: L-aspartate biosynthetic process. The transcript is spliced from 4 exons. Gene Ontology annotation, molecular function: L-aspartate:2-oxoglutarate transaminase activity; pyridoxal phosphate binding. Gene Ontology annotation, cellular component: cytosol. The record is from RefSeq and is a predicted model, not a curated record.